AUGGCAGCAGCUGAAGAUUUGAAACUGAAAGAGAGAUUAACAAAGAUUCACAGGAAAAGAUCUGUAAAUGAGCAGCUUAGUAGUCGAGAUCAAAGAGCUUGGGAAAGACUUGACCUUGAGAUUUUGAAGAGAGACAUAAAGAAAGACGAUAAUUUUCUUGCUGAUCAAAUUUGUGAAGUCAAGAACAAAAAAGCAGAGAUUUUGACAACUAUGCCCCCUGAUCAUUCAUCUGCUUAA
This is a messenger RNA of Lactuca virosa, 237 nucleotides long. NCBI's taxonomy places the organism in Eukaryota, Viridiplantae, Streptophyta, Magnoliopsida, Asterales, Asteraceae. The record is from the annotation of a GenBank genome assembly.